This is a messenger RNA of Alligator sinensis (Chinese alligator), 2377 nucleotides long. RefSeq names its product arylsulfatase B (gene ARSB). Lineage: Eukaryota; Metazoa; Chordata; Crocodylia; Alligatoridae. The transcript has 8 exons. The record is from RefSeq and is a predicted model, not a curated record. The coding region runs from base 222 to 1532 and encodes 436 amino acids.
ACAUGAGUGAGGGUCAGAGGCUGAGAACAAGCACCCCGGGGUGGGGGGACACACUGAGCAGAGCACGCUGGGCACCGCCCUCAGACGGGACCCUGGAGCCAGCAGACACUGCCCAGGGAAACUGCCCCGGGAUGUGAGUGCGUGAAGCAUAGGCCCACGGCCCCAGUCAGUCACCAAACAAACGACAGGCCUAUUUGACGCAUAAGGGCAGCAUAGGCCUUAUGCCCACAGCAAUGAUUCAUACAGGUUUACAACAUCAAAUAAUUUGGCCUUGUCAACCCAACUGCCACCCACUGGAUGAUAAACUCCUGCCAGAACUGCUAAAGGAAGCGGGAUAUGUUACCCAUAUGGUAGGGAAGUGGCAUCUAGGCAUGUAUAAAAAAGAGUGCCUUCCAACCCGCAGAGGAUUUGAUACAUACUUUGGCUAUCUUCUUGGAAGUGAAGAUUAUUAUUCUCAUGAGCAUUGUGUAUUCAUCAGUGCAAAGAAUGUAACACGCUGUGCCCUUGAUUUUCGAGAUGGGGAAGAAGUUGCAGCUGAAUUUAAAAACAAGUACUCCGCUCGUGUAUUUACAGAAAGAGCUAUUGAUCUUAUUGCCAGCCAUAAGACUGAAAAGCCUCUCUUUCUCUACCUUGCUCUUCAGACUGUUCAUGAACCUCUUCAGGUUCCUGAGGAAUACAUGAAACAAUAUGACUUCAUUAAAGAUGAGAAAAGGCGCCAGUAUGCAGGAAUGGUAUCUGUUAUGGAUGAAGCUGUAGGUAACCUCACUGCAGCCCUAAAGAGUUAUGGCCUUUGGGACAACACUGUUCUCAUUUUCUCUACUGAUAAUGGAGGACAGACACUGGCAGGUGGAAAUAAUUGGCCACUAAGAGGAAGAAAAUGGACACUUUGGGAAGGAGGAGUAAGAGGUGUAGCUUUUGUUGCAAGCCCUUUACUGAAACAGAAGGGCGUAGAAAGUCAUGAACUUAUACACAUUUCUGACUGGCUGCCAACACUUGUAAACCUUGCUGGAGGACAUAUAAAUGGCACCAAACCCCUGGAUGGCUUCGAUGUUUGGAAAACUAUCAGUGAAGGAAACCCUUCCCCCAGGCUGGAGCUGCUUCAUAAUAUAGAUCCAAUGUUUGUGGACAAUUCCCCAUGUCUUGGUAUUGACAACAGGACAUCUUUACCCCAGGAUAAUGUUUUUUCAUGGGACAAUUCACUCUUCAAUUUAUCUAUACAUGCUGCAAUUCGACAUGGAAGAUGGAAGCUACUAACUGGAUAUCCAGGCUGCAGUCACUGGUUCCCACCACCAUCUUUGGUCAGUGAGUCAACAAUCCCUUCACCUGACCCACCAACAAAGAAUCUUUGGCUUUUUGAUAUUGUUCAGGAUGCUGAGGAGAGAAAUGAUUUGUCUGAAAAAUAUCCUGGUAUUGUGAAAAAAAUGCUCUCUCGGCUUCAAUACUAUUAUAAACAGUCUGUGCCUGUGUUCUACCCUGAUGAAGAUCCCCGGUGUGACCCAGAAGCAACUGGAGCCUGGGGGCCUUGGAUGUAGAAUACCUCACUGCAGUCUGGAAGUUAUGCCUGUGGUGAAGUCGUGUGGUAGACUCAGGGUCUUAGUCUGAUCAUUUUUAACCUUGUUUGUUUUACUCCUGUAACUGAUUUUAUCCCUUAAAUAUUCAAUUCUGCUUGCUCUUAAGAAGUAUUGGAGAUCUAAUUUUACUCCAUUUGGCGCGUUGUUAAAAUCAUAAAUCUGUUGUUUGGCUAUUCUUUGUCGGUGACAUCUCUCUAAAUUGGUACCUUCUUCCCUACCGCUUCAGCUAGAAAGUUCUAAUGAGUCAUAGAGGCAGGACCAUCCAGACUUCAAAUAUGAAAGGAGGAAUUAAUUAUUGAUUUUAUGCCUGCCACAAGACAAAUCUUACUAGUGGAAGACACUCUAUAGUAAAGAAACAGAUAAAGAAAACAGGUGUGACUUUGUUUUUUCACCUUUUCCAUGUAAAUCUGACCCUCAGUAGGAAUGCUUAGAAAUCUGUAGGAGGACAGACCUCUUCUCACAAUACUGCAAUCCCCAUCGUCAUUGUUACCAUAUAGCGGAGCAUUACUCUGAUUAAUUGCUGAUCUCACUUCUUUGGGGAUAUUCCAUUAUUAUUAACAGCAACCAUUGUCUUUAUCUAAAAGCAGACUCUGAGUUUAUGAUGAAAUCAAGACAAGCACCCCCUGUGGGCCACUUAGCAAAUUGCUAGAGUGGCCAAGUACCUAAGGGCCCCUAUACAUGUGCAUUGAGGCUGCUCUGACAUGCUGUAAUUACAGCACGUUGGAGCAGACUCAAUUAAUAGGAACGUGGUAAUUACCGUGCUCCAACAGACUCCAGAGUCAUGUGUAUCAGCAUCCCUGCACUGA